ACAUACCUCACAUCGCCACCGAGUGCCACGUCUGGAGCUGUUCUCAUGCAAUGUCUCCCUGUUCCAAAACUACCAAGUAACUUCAGUAUUUGACUAAACUCCUUCUCCAAGGAAACGAGGAAAGAUUUUCUGCUGAAAAUGUGGUUCAUUUCCAGUUACAGGGAUUCAGUUGCCAUCUGAGGAGUUUGCAAAAUGGAUCCAGAUAAACAAGAUGCUCUUAAUAGUAUUGAGAAUUCCAUUUAUAGAACGGCCUUCAAAUUACGAUCAGUGCAAUCUCUAUGCCAAUUGGACUUGAUUGACAGUUCUCUCAUCCAACGCUUCCUGCUUGAUCAAAGUCUCUGGGAAGUGAAAGCAGGCUGCCUCUCAGUACAGCAGCUCUCCCAGGCACUUCAGGAGCUGUUUAGACAAGCCAGGCUGGAAAGGCCAGGACAGGUGCAUCCCAGAGCGUCGGACCUCACCUUGAGCCUUCUCAUGGCCCUGUACGACAGCACAGGAACAGGUUUUCUCAAGCGGGUGCCUGCAGCCGCAGCCCUAACAGCCCUCGCGAGCGACUGCCCUCUCACUAAGUACAGAGCUCUUUUUCAGCUCUAUGCAGAAAAUAACAGGGGAGGUUAUGAUUCUGGAGCCCGUAUGACCCGAAGGGCUUUGAGAAGCCUCCUAACAGAUCUGCAACAGAUCCCGACUGUGGUGGGGGAGAGUCGGGCUUCCUGCUCUGUGGAAAGCGCUAUCCGCAGCUGUUUCCAAGGGGUAUUGAGCCCAGCCAUCAAAGAAGAAAAAUUCCUCUCUUGGUUACAGACUGAGCCUCCCAUCCUUCUGUGGCUCCCGACCUGCUACAGAUUAUCUGCCACGGAAAUGGCCACUCACCCUGUGUGCUGUGGUAUCUGUAGGACCUUCCCGAUCACAGGACCUAGAUUCCGCUGUCUGAAGUGCCUCAACUUUGACAUCUGCCAGGCCUGUUUCUUAGCUGGUCUUAACAGCGAGUCCCACCAGAAGUCUCACCCCGUGAUUGAGCACCGUGUCCAGAUGUCAGCAAAGGAGAACACUAAACAACUCCUCAGGUCCCUCAGAAACAACCUGCUCCAAAGACGCUGUAGGAGAGAAGCCGCGAGAAAGAACUGGCUGCCCGGCUCAGUGAACGCAAAGGGCGUAGUUAAACCCGCACCUGCCGCCUCUAAAUUACCAAUGUAUGGAAGUCCAACUGGGCCAGCAGCCACAGAGGAUGCCAAACAAAGAGUUCAAAGGAUAUCUCAGGCUCACCAAGUCAAGGACGGCCGCCCACAUCAUCUGACCAUAGUUAGUAUUAGGAAUGAACUGUGGAGGACUCGUAAAUCCAUUACCGCUCUCCAUAAGGAAAGAAGGCUCCUUAAAAAACAGUUAAACCGAUACAAAGACAAGUUGCAAGCCAUAUAUGCCUCCCAGGAAGAAAGAAGCUACAGACUUGAAACUAAGAUUCAUGAACUCACAACCAACCAAGAUAGUCUGUGGAAUAAACUACAGCAGAUGGGACAGGACCUUCAGGCAAUGUUACAGCCAUUCCAUCCUUCAUCGUCUUCCUGUCUAAAUAUGAUUUCCAAGAGUGACCAUGGAAAAAGUAAAAACUUUUGUAGAGAAGGGGAUUCUUCUCAGAUCAAGAAUACCACUGAAAAUGGCUCAAAGUUGGAACCUCUUUCAAAUCACAACGUGAUUGACAAAAGUCACCCAAAUCAAGCAAAGGCAGAACUUGCUCUACCAAAGUCAGAAUCACCAGAGACCUUUUUACAACUAAGGUCAAGGCAGAACACAGGAGCUCAAAGCCCAACACAGAAGCCCUGGAAGACAAACUUAAUCUCCCUACCCAACUCCAAGGAAGUCCUGCCACAGGACACCUCCGGAAUUGCUCCUGCUGAAAUGAGUAGCCCUCAAAUAAUGCCUGCAGAAAGAAAAGAAGCAAUUCACACCCACCAGGAAGAGAAUGAGCUGAAGGAAGAGGAACUAAAGGAACUGUUGUCUAAACUUAUGGACGCCUUCACUCUCGAAAUGCCAUCAGGUCCUCAAUCUUCAGUAAACACAGAGUUGUAUUGUGGAGCUGACAGGGUAUGCAGGGCCUUCUCUGCCCUUGUUGAUCAAAUCACCUUCUCCAACUUGAAGUGAAAAGGAGUCCAGGUUGAAAGUACC
Molecule: messenger RNA, 2154 nt
Organism: Condylura cristata (star-nosed mole)
Lineage: Eukaryota; Metazoa; Chordata; Mammalia; Eulipotyphla; Talpidae
Gene: DYTN
Product: dystrotelin
Exons: 15
Coding region: 193-2130 (645 amino acids)
Biological process (GO): synaptic signaling
Cellular component (GO): plasma membrane
Molecular function (GO): zinc ion binding
Source: RefSeq, a predicted model, not a curated record